This is a messenger RNA of Dama dama (fallow deer), 2190 nucleotides long. RefSeq names its product DNA fragmentation factor subunit beta (gene DFFB). Gene Ontology annotation, cellular component: cytoplasm; nucleus. Bases 140 to 1165 code for a protein of 341 amino acids. Gene Ontology annotation, molecular function: DNA endonuclease activity. Lineage: Eukaryota; Metazoa; Chordata; Mammalia; Artiodactyla; Cervidae. The transcript is spliced from 7 exons. The record is from RefSeq and is a predicted model, not a curated record. Gene Ontology annotation, biological process: apoptotic process; apoptotic DNA fragmentation.
CGCCGCUUUCCUGGCCUUCUGGGUAAUGUAGUUUCCGAGGGCGGCGCGCGGCCUUGGUUCUCCCAGUGGAGACCACCCGGAGUGGACACCACUGCGAUCCGCCGAGCAGGCGCCGCCUGCGGGACCAGAGUCUCUGAGGAUGUCGGCGGUGCUCCGGAAACCCAAGACGUUCAAGCUGCGGUCCCUGCAUAGUGAGAAGAAGUUUGGGGUGGCGGGCAGGAGCUACGAGGAAGUGCUGCGGAAGGGGUGCCAACACUUGCAGCUCCCCGUCCCUGGUUCCCGCCUGUGUCUCUAUGAGGAUGGCACAGAAUUGACUGGAGAUUACUUCUGGAGUGCCCCCGACAACUCGGAGCUCGUGCUUCUCACUGCCGGCCAGACCUGGCAGGGCUUCGUGAGUGACAUCAGCCGCUUCCUGAGCGUGUUCCAGGAGCCGCACGCAGGCGUCAUCCAGGCUGCCCGGCAGCUGCUCUCGGACGAGAAGGCCCCACUGCGGCAGAAGCUGCUGGCUGACCUGCUGGGCACCGUCAGCGAGAACAUCAUGGCCGAGACCAGGGCCGAGGACCCGCCGUGGUUUGAAGGCUUGGAGUCCCGGUUUAGGAGCAAGUCUGGCUAUUUGAGAUACAGCUGCGAGAGCCGGAUCCGGAGCUACCUGAGAGAGGUGACCUCUGGCGCCUCCCUGGUUGGCGCAGAGGCUCGUGAAGAGUACCUGCGGCUCGUGGGCUCCAUGCAGCAGAAGCUCCAGGCCACCCAGUACAACAGCAGCUACUUUGACCGAGGGGCAAAGGCCGGCCGCCGGCUCUGCACCCCCGAAGGCUGGUUUUCCUGCCAGGGUCCUUUUGACGUGGAUGACUGUACCUCCAGACACUCCAUCAACCCCUACAGUAACAGGGAGAGCCGUGUCCUCUUCAGCACUUGGAACCUGGACCACGUAAUAGAAAAGAAGCGAGCGGUUGUGCCCGCACUGGCCGCAGCCGUCCACAACGCGGAGGGGAGAGAGGUGGACUGGGAGUACUUCUACCGCCUGCUCUUCACCUUGGAGAACCUCAAGUUAGUCCACAUUGCCUGCCACAAGAAGACCACCCACAAACUCCACUGCGACCCCAGCAGGGUCUACUGCGCCCCAGCGGCACCGCGGAGGAAGCGGCCUGCGCGCCAGCGCCCGUGAGGCGGCCUGCAAGUGUGUGCAGCCUUCCAACAGGUGCUACUUCACGCAGCGUGUAGGUUGAACCCGUGCCCCUGCAUUGGAAGCACAGAAUCUUCACUGCUGGACCACCAGGGAAGUCUCAGGGGCUUGGUUUUUUUGGCCACUCCAAUAUUCUUGGAAAAAACUUGAAAACAUUGUCCUACAGACUCUGGUUGGAGCACAUUUCUGAAGCUGUUUUCUGACCUCUGUGAGCUCAGCUGCCAGAGGACAAGUCUGGGGGCUCCCGGGAUGCCCGGGGUCAGGAGCGGCGGCCCUGAGGCUUCACCUGUGUGAGUGCAGUGUCCCCCAUCGGGUAGAUUCCCCCCUUGCCCGGCCACUUGGGCGGACUUUGGGGAACUUGUGAGUUUAGACUACAGCUCCAUGGGCCUCCACUCCCCAGGCAAUGCAGCGCCCCUUCCUCAGGCCUCUUCUGAAUGCUUUAAAGAGUUGUGACUCUUUUGAGGUAAAAUACAAGGAUAUUUUUCACUGCUGUACUGUUCCCAACAGCAAACAGUGGGAAAUCCUCCAAAUGUCUGGAGAGCUGAUUGUGGCAUGACACUGGACCAUAGGAAAUUGCUGUUUUUAUGGGUCAGAAACAGCAGAUUAAUUUCAUGAUUCAACCUGAUACCUCUACCGAACACAAAAUGCUGUAGCAGUUUUAGGCAUUUUGUGAGAUGUGGGAAGCUGCCUGUUAAGCGUACAGGCGAGGAAGGUGGCUUGGCCAUGUCCAGUGUGACAUGCGUGUGUAUCACAUGCCUGUGCUGGUCAUGCAGAGACUGUCACAAAGGGACACACAGCAUGUGAACAGCAGGAAUCCUGGGGGGUGGAGUGGGGUGCUAUUGAAUCACAAAGGACCAAUUUUCUAAACCAUGAAUUUUAUGAUACUUGAAGAUUUUGAAAUGAUUUCAUAAUUUUUUAAAAUUUACUUUCUAAAGUCACAUUUUGUAAUACUUGAAUUUUUAUUCUUACUGUAUAAUCACAAAAGCAAUAAAGAUUUAAAAAAAUAA